Pleuronectes platessa (European plaice) is the source of this 4280-nucleotide messenger RNA. It is a transcript of the gene arfip1, whose product is annotated as ADP-ribosylation factor interacting protein 1 (arfaptin 1). Gene Ontology annotation, molecular function: protein domain specific binding; phospholipid binding. The transcript is spliced from 10 exons. Bases 229 to 1728 code for a protein of 499 amino acids. Gene Ontology annotation, cellular component: trans-Golgi network membrane. Gene Ontology annotation, biological process: regulation of Arp2/3 complex-mediated actin nucleation; intracellular protein transport. The record is from RefSeq and is a predicted model, not a curated record. NCBI's taxonomy places the organism in Eukaryota, Metazoa, Chordata, Actinopteri, Pleuronectiformes, Pleuronectidae.
CCCCCGUACACAGUGGCUCAUUCUUCCGGGGUUCGAACAGCGAGUCCGCUGCGUUGCUGCUGGAGAGCGACGCUCCUCCGAUGAGAACUUUGUAGUUUUAUCCGUGCUAGUGUUUACAUAGAAAACAGGCGACACGUCCGGCGGCGCCACGACACCGAGGAGGGACCCAUUGGACCGCUGCUAACGGCUAACAGUGCUACAGAGUGAGCCACGGCCGCACAAACAGGUAUGUCUGAAGUUAGUCUUGAGGGUGAAUCGGGGAGGACCUCAGCUGAGAACCCUCAGAUGGAAAGUGAAGAGACUGACAAGGCAGAGGAGAGCUUGAGUGAGGAUGUGAGACAGGAGAGCGUAGACGACAGUAGGGGAAGAGCUUGCACUGAUGAGGUGCUGUACGACAUCCCGAUUGACAGCGGUGAGGAAAAUGCAGAAAAGAGUGACGAGGACAUUCAGAAGGCGUGCGUGGUGACUCACAGGGAGGCUGAUGCUGCACAUGAGUCUGUCAGUGUAGACACGGGGGGGCACGGGACAAAUCAUCAUGGUGAAACAGCUGAGGCACCAGAGGAAAGCAGAGAUUCGGACACCGAAACAAAGGAAAGCACGAUGGCUGAGGAGUCCCAUAGAAGCUCAGCCGCUGAGAUUCCAGUCACCAGCAAUGGAGACCUGGAUCAGAGCCCAGAGACAGUAUUCCAGAGGGACCCUUACCCCGGUGGCCCUGGGGCUCUCAACCUCUCAGAGUCCUGUGUCUCCUCCAGUAACUUUGCUUCAACAACAGAGGGCAUCAUUGAAUCAGGACCAUACAAAGGGUCAGCAAGCCUGCCCACGUCUCCCGUGGCACUUGUAGCUCCCAGCUCGGCUGUUGCCGGGCGCCUGGCGCGCUCUUCCAGCGAUAGUCAGGCUGAGCAAGGCGCAAUGAAUGCACAGCCAAACGUUGGAGCCCUGGUCCUUUCAGAUGACUUAAAGAACCCAGCCAUGGAAAAACUGGACCUAGUGAGAAAGUGGAGCAUCAACACUUAUAAAUGUACCAGGCAGAUCCUGUCAGAGAAGUUGGGUCGGGGCUCGAGGACCGUCGACCUGGAGCUGGAGGCUCAGAUUGAAGUCCUUCGUGACAACAAGAGAAAGUACCAGAAUGUGAUAAGGCUGGCUCAGACGCUGGCCAAUCAGCUGUCCCAGAUAAUGCAGACCCAGAGGCAGCUGGGCGACGCCUUCGCUGACCUCAGCCUCAAGUCUCCAGAACUCCAUGAGGAGUUUGGUUUCAAUGCUGAAACCCAAAAGCUUUUGUCCAAAAAUGGAGAGAACCUGCUGGGUGCCAUCACCUUCUUCAUCGCCAGUGUGAACACACUCGUGGACAAAACAAUCGACGACACCAUGAUUACUAUCAAACAGUAUGAAGUAGCCAGAGUUGAGUACGACGCGUACCGCACAGAUUUGGAGGAGCUGAAUUUGGGGCCCCGUGAUGCCAUCACAAUGCCCAAGAUCGAGCUGUCGCAGCAGCAGUUCCAGCUCCACCGUGAGAAGUACGAGAGGAUGCGAGAGGAUGUCGCCGUCAAGCUUAAGUUCCUGGAAGAGAACAAGGUGAAGGUAUUGCACAACCAGCUCAUCUUGUUCCACAAUGCCAUAGCUGCAUACUACGCUGGAAACCAACAGCAGCUGGAACAGACACUCAAGCAGUUCCACAUCAAGUUGAAAAUGCCAGGUGGGGACAGUCCAUCUUGGCUGGAAGAGCACUAAUCACUCCUUUCAAAGCCACAGUGGCUCAGAAUGGGGUUUUGACAGGAAAUGUCAAGUUGUACAAAGCAAACGACAGGAGACCCUCUUCUACAACUACAACUCUACAGCUGUCUUUUGAAAUCUCUGAAUUGUAAAUCUUUUAACAAAACAAAAAAAAAUUACACAAUCUGUUUUACUCUUGUUCUUAAACAAUUCUUCUCAGCUGUACAUGUUUUUCAAAUCAUAGGAAAUGCACUUUUAUACUGUUUGACUAACAAAAAUGCGUUGAACAGGAGUUGCUGCAGUAAACACAUCCGGAAACUGUUCAUUGUCUUUUGUAUUCCAGCUUAUGAAUGUUGUGUCCCAGCACGGCAGACAUGCUGGUUCUGUACGGGCAGCUACAAGAUUAACAUCGUCUGCCCGUUAUAUUCACAUUAUCAACAUCCCUCUCACCAGCAGACUGAGAUGAGGAUGCAUGCUUUACCAAGGAAGAUUACCUACUCUCGACGUUAGAUUUUCCUUGACACAUGUUGUGAUAAAUGGGGGGGGAAAUGCAUUCAGAAGUCUGGAUCAUGCAAAUGCAAACUGAUCAUCUUUACAAGCAAACACAGAAUAAAGUGAUAGUUUGACAUUUUGGGGAAAUAUGCCUAUUCUCUUUCUUCUGCGUAGAAUCAACAGCAUCUCAUGCUCGUCAUUGAAAGGUUCAGUGUGUAAGAUUUAGGUGAAAGGGAUCUAUUGGUAAAAUUAUCCAAGUGAUGUUUUCCCUUGUGCGUUUCAUCUAAAUUGUACAAUUGUUUUCUUUACUCUAGAAUGGAGCCUUUAUAUUUAAAUACUUUAUAUUUACAUCAGGGUCCUCUCUACAGAGGCCGCCAUGUUUUUUUACAGUAGUCCAAACAGGACAAACUAAACACCUUUUUUUUGAGUUUUUAACAACUGAAGGCUACCACAGGUUCUCCUCCAUGUUUGGAAGGGAAGGGUGAGGUCAGGGGUGUUCAGCUGCAACAUGCAACACCACCACUAGAUGUCACUUAAGUCUACACACUGAACCUUUAAUGAAAGCCAGCCCCUGGUUUGUUAGGAUUAGCUUAGCAUAAAGAAUGAAAACAGCUAUUCUGACUCUGUCCCAAGGUUAAAAAACAUCUCCCUACCCUCUAACUGACACUAAUACAAAAACCAAAGUGUGUAAAAAAAACAAGUUGUGGUUUUAUGUGGGGCAGGGGGUUGUACCUUAGGACAGAGGCGGGCAAACAGUUUCCCUGUUUCCAGUCUUCAUGCUAAGCUAAGCUAACAGACAGAGUUAUGGACUAAGAUUUAGAAAUUUCCCAAAUUGUCAAACUCUUGCUUUUAAAUUAAGAUUUAAAAGUUUGGCCGUUAAAUAAUAAAUGUAACUUGUUAUAUGAUCAUGAGCCUCUUCAUACAUGGCAUUAACAUGUGUCACAGGAAAAAAAGGUCCAAUGCACCCAAGUGAUGUAUUGACAACCGAUGGUUCAGAUGAAUUAGGGGUGGGAUGGGACGCGUUCAGGGACUGUUUUCUAAAUUGUGCAUUGUAAUUCUUUCAUGUUUUGGCAGACUAGACAUUGGGAGUGAAAUGCUGCCCCCCGUGGUUAAAAACAGGAACAAAUUCAGUCUUUGCGAACAGAAGUGACUUGUAUAUAGAGUGGAGACAUGUUGUCACAAAUUCCCUAUUUUCAUACGACUGAACUAGUGUGUUGAAUCUCCUCAAUUCCUUAGAAAGUGGAGAACCAGCCUUACGUGAGGAAACGUGCCUUGAAUUCAUGGAUUAGUUCCGCUCCUCUCCUUCAUGCUAACUCGUAAACAGGCACCGUCACUACCAGUUUUCAGGACCAACUCUCGAUGGAAGAGAAUGGACCAAACAUACACUCCAAUGAUAUAUUUAAAGCCUAUAUCACAUCAAAACACUCCAUAUGAAAAAUAAAUGAUAGCUGUGUUUUGUUUUUAAUAGGAAACGCUCCAUUAACUGUAGAAAGUCAGAAUCUAUUUGAUGAAAUGCUGUUUCUUAAGUCAUUCAUCCGUAUUGGGCACAUGCACAUUUAUACAUUUAAGACUAAUUACAACAAAAACUUGUAAGAACUGUUUGAUAUGUAAGGUGUGAACCAAAUUACAAAUAACCUGUAAACUUUAAAAGACCAGCAUCCUUUGCCUGUGCUGCUGACGGUUUCCUUCAUUGGGCUUUAUAAAAGUAUAUUUUUCAAAGGGGACAUCAUAUCCUCACUUUGUUGAUUUGUACUUUUACUACGGCUCACUGUAGCAGUGUGAGAGUGUGAACUUUGGAAAAAAAAUCUCUUGUUUCCUGGAAAUAGGUGGAUAUAUAUAUAUAUAUAUAUUUGUAAUUUUCUCUAUUUUUCCUUGAGUGUGUAGUCAUUGACCAAUGCAGCCGUUUGUUCUUUGUUUCUUUCUUUUUCUUCCUGAAGACCCACAGAAUGAUCCACUUGUACUGUUGUGUACUUUUGGAUCUCUACCUUUGUAAUAAUGAAACAUUAACAAUUGGAAAGUUUAAAAAGAUUCAGAAUGAGGUGUAACUUUGGGGAAAAUAAAGAGUUUCUUUUCUUCAA